Molecule: messenger RNA, 2853 nt
Organism: Apus apus (common swift)
Lineage: Eukaryota; Metazoa; Chordata; Aves; Apodiformes; Apodidae
Gene: AK7
Product: adenylate kinase 7
Exons: 18
Coding region: 1-2139 (712 amino acids)
Biological process (GO): nucleobase-containing compound metabolic process
Cellular component (GO): cytoplasm
Molecular function (GO): AMP kinase activity; ATP binding
Source: RefSeq, a predicted model, not a curated record
AUGGCGGAGGGGCCGGCCCAGAACCGACGGGUGUUCCUCAACCACCUCGACUCCUACUGCGGCCGCAACAUCGGCGAGUAUUUAUCCAGAUGUAUUGUUGGGGCAUCUCUUGAAAGCACAGAAGAAGAGGAGGAGGAAGAUGAAAAUAAUUCAGCUGCUGCAAUUUCUAGUAGGCCAAAGGAGGGAGUCUACCAAAUAGUGGGUACUCUUUCUAAUCCAGAGAAUACUAAACCACAUUUUGCAGAGGAAAUAUAUGCAGUCUCUUCCAGAAAUGAGCUUUUAAGUCACUUGCUUGAGUGUGACAUUGUUUUAUAUAAUAUCACCGAGGAUACAAAUCAAAUUGAGGAAGCAACAUGGGCUGCUUCUGCGCUACAUGGGGAAAUAGAGCGUUUUAAAACUCCAAAGUCAUUCAUCCUCAUUUCAACAAUAAUGAGUUGGGCAAAAAGCAAACCCCCUGACCCUGAAGAUCCUGAGAUUCCUUUUACUGAUGAUGACUAUCGCAGAAGAAAACCUCAUCCUAAUUUUGUGGACCACAUAAAUGCUGAAAAACUCAUUCUCAAACUUGGGAAAACUAACAAACAUAAAUUUUCAACUUAUGUCGUUGCCUCAGGACAUCAAUAUGGAUAUGAGGAAGAAGUCUUUCACUACUUUUUUAAGGUAUGUUGGCUUAGUGAGACUCCUACAAUACCUGUUUUUGGAGAUGGAAAAAAUUUUGUUCCAACUAUUCAUGUUCUUGAUUUAGCAGCAGUGUUACAAAACAUAGCAGACCACAGGCCAAAGUAUGGCUAUAUACUUGCAGUAGAUGAAUCUAUGCACACUCUUCAAGAAUUAAUAAAGUCUAUCAGUAAAAAUCUUGGACCAGGAAAAACUGAGAAGAUUCCAAUAGAAAAUGCAUUCCUGAGCAAAGACUUAACACAAAUGCAUCUGGACAUGCUGCUUGUAAACCUGCGAAUGGAAUCUAUGUUUCUGAAAGAGAUUUUCAACAUUAAGUGGGUGUCUCAGGCAGGACUGGUGGAGAACAUUGAACAAGUUGUCAAAGAAUACAAGCAAAGUCGAGGAUUACUGCCUUUAAAAGUUUUCAUUCAUGGUCCUCCUGGCUCUGGCAAAUCUGCCAUUGCUGAAGAGCUCUGCAAGCAGUACAAGCUACAUCACAUUAAGAUAAAUGACCUGAUUUCUGAAACAAUAGCAAAUCUGGAGAAAGUUGUGGCUUCUAAAGAACUAGAAUCUGAUGGUGUGGGAGAAGACGAUGAUGAAGAGGAGGAGGGUAUAAAUGUAGAAGAAGCAGAGGAGUUAUUAGCUGGAAUAAAAGAAAGCAUGGAGCAGGACGCAGGUCAUCUAGAUGAUCAAUAUCUUCUUAAAUUUGUGAAGGAUAAGCUCAAAACUAUGCCGUGUAGGAAUCAGGGAUAUAUUUUAGACGGGUUCCCAGAAACCUAUGAACAAGCACAAGAUCUUUUUCAUUCGGAAAGUGAAGAUGAAGAAGCUGGAGGCAAAAUACCCAAAUGUGAUACUUUAAUCACACCUGAAUUCGUUAUUUCUUUGACUGCAUCUGAUGAAUUCCUUAUAAACAGAAUAAUAAACUUGCCAGAGAGUGUUGUUGCUGGAACUCAUUAUACCCAGGACCGGUUCCUGCAAUCUCUAAAUCUCUUCAGAGAGUUAAACACAGAUGAUAAGACUGUUCUCAACUAUUUUGAUGAACUCGAAAUACAUCCUCUGCUUAUUGAUGUAGCCAAAUAUGAAGAUCCUGAGAACAGAUUUAUUGUAAAAGUGAUCACCAAAGAACUUGGGGAACCUCGGAGUUAUGGUUUGACAGAUGAAGAAAAGGAGAUUUUGGAACGCAAAGCAGCUGAGGAACGCCUCGCCAAAGAAGCUCAAGAAAAAGCUGAACGAGAGCGUAAAGAAGCUGAGGAAAGAGCCGAAAGGAUGGCACAUUGGGAAGAGUGGAGCAAAAAUCAGGAGGAAGUGAAAAAACAAGAACAAGAGUUAUUGGAGGCCCAGUCGAUUCCACUACGCAACUAUUUAAUGAAGAAUGUCAUGCCAACACUUAUCCAAGGGAUAAAUGAAUGCUGCAAGAUCAGGCCAGAUGAUCCAGUUGAUUUUCUGGCAGAGUAUCUCUUCAAGAACAGUCCUGAUAUUGAAUGAGAUAAAUGUUGACUCCUAACAGCUGUUGAAAUUGUGAAGUAGAGAGGGGGAACAUUCAUAAUGUAUUUCAAAUAAAAAUACUUAGUUUCUGAAAUUAUUUGUUUAGCUUUAUAAUGUAAUCUUCAUUUUUACUUCUCAUACUUUCUAGGAUGUUGAAUUGGGAGUUUAAUAUUCCUUCUACAAAAGUACAAUUUACUGCACAUACUAAUAUAUUUAGGUAACUGUAUUUUAUGUCUAUUUGAAACUGUGAACGUUAAGAAUUCGUUCUCUCUCCCAAAAUUUUCUUCCUGGAUUUUUUUAAGUUGCACAUUUUAUUUAAGUAAUACAAAGAAUCGAUUUGUCCUGAUCCACAGUGGAUGUAGGCAGCUAGCCUGAGAAAAGUUUUCUCAAAAAAACCCCCAAACACCAAGUUUUCACUGAAAAUGGAAAUAGGAGCAGCAAGAUCUCUUAUUUCCCCUCCCAGCUGCAAGAGAUAAAAAGUCACCAAACAUACCCUUCCUAUGUUGUACUGAAGACUGACUAGUAAAAAGUUGUACAGAAUAGGUAUGUCAUAAAACCUGUGUUUUUCUUUGGAAUAAAAGAAAAAAAAAAACACUUGUUAUUCUCAUUUAGUUCUCUUCAUAAUCCAAUAUAAUUUAAUAGAUUCUUGAAGAAUCUAGACUUUCUAACUCCCUUUUUUACUGACUUUAUAUACCUUUCACAGGAAGGGAUUUA